UUCAAUUAAGCCUAAAAUGUAGGAACGAUGAGGAGAGUGCGCGAGAGAAAAAAAGGAGAACGGCACAUCCGCACAUGCCAAAAAAAUGGAAGAGACAGGGUUAGUGAUGAUAUAAAGAAGAGCCGACUGGCAGUAUUGAGUUGUCAUUUGACUGCGGGAUCUUCCGUCAUGGCUUCUGAGGAAGAAAAAGCGCUCGCCGCUGCACCCUCUGAUUCUCCUACCAUAUUCGACAAAAUCAUCAACAAGGAAAUCCCAGCUACAGUGGUGUAUGAAGACGAUAAGGUCUUAGCUUUCAGGGACAUAGCUCCCCAGGCUCCUACACACAUCUUAAUCAUUCCAAAAAACAAGGAUGGCCUAACUGGAUUGUCUAAGGCUGAGGAGAGGCACACUGAAAUUCUAGGCCACCUUCUUUAUACCGCAAAGCUUGUCGCAAAACAGGAAGGACUGGAAGAUGGCUUCAGGAUUGUGAUCAACGAUGGCCCUCAAGGAUGUCAAUCUGUGUAUCACAUUCAUGUCCACCUCCUCGGGGGGCGCCAAAUGAACUGGCCUCCAGGCUAAAUGAUAAUGUUAACAUAACAGGCGGACACCAUAUUUCAUGUUAGUUUGCAUUAUGGCCUGGUUUGUUAACAU
Messenger RNA from Hibiscus syriacus, 630 nucleotides. RefSeq names its product 14 kDa zinc-binding protein-like. Gene Ontology annotation, biological process: sulfur compound metabolic process; purine ribonucleotide metabolic process. NCBI's taxonomy places the organism in Eukaryota, Viridiplantae, Streptophyta, Magnoliopsida, Malvales, Malvaceae. The record is from RefSeq and is a predicted model, not a curated record. Gene Ontology annotation, molecular function: adenylylsulfatase activity. The coding region runs from base 28 to 558 and encodes 176 amino acids. Gene Ontology annotation, cellular component: cytoplasm. The transcript has 5 exons.